GAAACCAAACGAGUACGGCAAGUCUCGGCUAGAAUGUCAUUUGCUUCGAGCGUGAAGUCUAAGUGCAGUCAGGGUAAAGUGAACACCGAGCGAGGGAGUGCGCCUGUGGAGAACUCAUCAACGCAGAGAGAGAAAGCGGGGGGUUUCCAAGACGCAAGAGGGAAGAAGUGUAUCACCAGCGCAUCGACCGAGUGCGUCCAAACCACAAAGAAUCUGCACACCAGGCGGAGGACAGUUCUGAAAAGCAAAGGCGAGUGGGUGAGCACAGCGGAGAAUCAGGACGAGCAUCGUGGUCAGCCCCGCUUCACGUCAUUCUUCUCACUGAGGUUCCCAUCUACAAAGAGAGACAGUUACAGGACAAACACCCGUGUUGCUACAAAGCUGAGAAAUACUGAUCUGCACACGAAAUCUGAUGUAGGAACAAAGGUAGACAAUGUACGACAUCCAGAGUUAAGUGAAAAAGAUUUCCUCGUCAACACGUUAAGAGAGUCAACUCAUAAAACAACUAAAGAUGAGGCUGUAUCGAAAUCACAAAAUGGCGAUACCAUCUAUUCAUGGGGAAACCAUGCUGUGUAUGACAUAUCCAGUCACAGAUCCACAGUUGGAAUACAACGUGGCUUAGCACACUGUGAUCAAGAUCAGACUGCAAAAAAGGGACAAUCUUCAGGCUGUGAGUGUGUGACAGAGCUGCAAGUCAACCAGAGUGAAAGUAUAGAAGGGGAAUCAGGAGUUAAUGACCCUCAAGGACAGAAUGCGGAAGGAACACUUUCUCACAGUAAUCUAAUCCCUUUUAGAGAGCAUACUGGUUCAAAGGCCGACUCUGACUGCCAGGACUGUGCAUGUUCUCCGACAGCAAUAAACCAGGCCUUAUCGCUGCCCUCAUACCCUGCUUCUCAUUCUGAUAAUAAUCUGAAAUCAGAUCUUAUCAGUUCCACCGCAGCAAUGUUUACCUCUACAUUAGUCUCUGUUCUUGCUCCUCAUUGGAGCGGGCGCCUUAGGAGACACAAGCGAGGCUUUAGCAGUGAUGGACCAGAAAUUGUGCAAAAUAGGAAUCUGUCUGCUUUGAGUCAGAAUGAACAGCAUCAACAAUUUCCCCUCCAGCAGAUACAGGCACAGGGUGAACCAGUCAACGACUUCAGUAACAGGCUUAGGGGAUCAGCAGGAACCAGCAGGAGUUCUGUUGAAUGGCAAAAUGAAAGCUUCUCACAUUUCACAGAAUCGAAAAAACAGUUUUUGAAAACCAGUUCGUUGAGAAUGAACAGACAUACCGUGGACCAAACACCAGAAUUUAGCAGCCCUAUUCAUGUGUCAGUGGACUCCGGUGAGGUGCCUAGGUCCACCCUGUCCCUCCAACUCAGUGACUACAGAAAGAUGGCACAGCCCGUGGAUCAAGGAGAGUCCUUCUCUUCACUAAGGUCAAGGCCAACAACAAGCACUUUGCUUUUGUCUUCUAGAAGGUUGAACUCAAGAAAACCCAUUCCUGAGUCCUUUCAAAUGGAGAAGCAGUUACCCACAUCCAUCAGCUCUCUAAAUUUACCUAGUAAAAGCACAUUAAGGAUUUCCCAACCACAACCCAACCUGGUUUCCCCAAACAAUCCGGCUAAAGAGACACUUGUAACAAAAAGCAGUCUUGCAUCUCCCGAACAGCUCUCAAAUCCACACAAACCCAAACCGUUCUCCCCAAAAUGGGGUGAGAUGGACUCAUCAGUGAAGCAGCGCUAUUUAAUCUCAGGGGAUUUUGACAUGAUCAACAGAACUCCUCCUCCUACAAAUGAAAAAACUAGGGAAAGGCUGUUUUCAAACUAUGCAACCAGAUUCAACCAAUCAGGGACUCGCCAAUCUGUUCAGGAUCAUGGAGAGGUUGACCAGAGCAUCACUGACAAUAAAAAUUUGCAGGAUUCAAAUAGUAAGAUCCCAGAAAGUUCUGCUUGGAUUUCUUCAAAGGAAAAUGCAAAUAGUAGAUUUGUUUUCCCACAAAUUCCCUCAAACCUGAAUUCUGAUAGCAUACUUAAGACACAGAUUAGCAAGACAUCAAUGACGAGCACAAAUCUUGAGCCGAGCACUUCUGUGCAGUCUAACAGGAUCAACAAUAUGAUCAACUUGAACAAGACCAGCAUGAUAAAUAGAACAACUAGCCCCAGAACAGUCCAAUCAAUUGCCACCAGUCCCUCUGCCAGUUUAACUCCUGUACCCCUGAUGCAAGCUGACCAAAACAACAUUCAGACCUCAAGCAGUUCGGAUAGGCCUUCAUCGAGCCCAGUGAACUUUUUAAGGAUGAGAACAUUUACCGACAGUCUUAGCUUCUCACCUCGGAAAGAUUCUUCUGUAGAAGAAACAAGCCCAUCUCAUUUAUGGUCAAACCAUCUGAACUCUAAGAGGCAGUCAAGGGAGUCAAAUCAAAGCCCUUUAGAUCAGCUAAGUCCUUUAUCCCCAUCUGAGUUUAAGGCCAGAAGAGUUUGUAUUCCAAGCAUCUACAAAUACCUAAGGGAAACCAGUCCACCUAAGGACGCCCAGGGGUCUCCAGCAUUGAGCUCUCCUAGUCCUCAGACCUCAUCUGUAAAGCAAAUACAGGAAAAGGAUAAAAAUUCAAGGAACCUGUGGUUCUCUUUUGACUUAAACUCAGUUGAAUCACGUGAUCCACUUUUGAAACGUGACUCCAUUUCCACCAGUGCACCACAAUCUUUGCCACCUGAGACUGGCAGAAGGUCAAUGUCUUAUCCAAGUAAAUCCCCUUACUCCACCCUCAUCUCUAAAAGAGCAGCAGUUAAGAGCCUUUCAUCUCCACCUGCGACGCACCAGCACAGUCGAUCUUUUUCUUACAGUAGUUCACCAGUUGACGCUAAGUCUCCCAAGCUGGAGAAAAGAUCUUAUACAUCUGUCCUCAGAGACCGGUUGAGUCAAAGGAAGUCGCCAUUGGGAGAGCCAGUAGGUUCUACUGAUAUUCAGCUUACAGCAAAAACAGUUUCCUUCUGUCCAAAUGGCAUCUCAGAAACCUCAACAGAUACAAAGUUCCCAGAUCGUCAAAUUAACACCUUAGUCGCAGAUGCAACACAACCAAAACAGACUGACACUGUCAUUAAAAAUAUCCCUCAUGAGGGACUAAAUGGCAUAUUUUUAUCUCAGGAUGACAAAGGUAACCCUUAUACAGCUGACACGUUGAAUUCCAAAGAGCAUUCUUUGCCACUGGGGACAUCCCCAAUUAAUGAGGCGGUGCAAAAAGGUGGAGUAACAGAAAUCUUAAAUGCAAAUGAGACAUUCCAGGCAAGUCAGAGUCCUAACUCAAAGAAGAGCCUCUUCUCUUUAAGAAGUAAGAAAGAUAAUGUUUUCAAGUCUUCUCCUUCUGCAGAUAAAGAGGGUUUAACUGUUAAAAAGGAUGAGAUGACAGGACUUAAAACUACAAAGAGAGUGGACCAGGUGUUGAACCGUUUGAGACUAACAUUUGGUGGCAAAUUUUCAGAAGACAGUGACAUGACAGUGACAAGUAGAAGAAAGACUAAAAAGGAGGAGAAUUCAAAUAUUAAGACUUAUGAAAGCAUUAAGAAUGAAAAAGAAAAUGAUGAUCUGACAGUUAAACGGCAGAUUAACCCUGAAGAUCUUUUAGAGAAAGUUUCUGAAAGAACUAGGAAACUUGACCGAAUGGCUGAUCAGACAGUUAUGACACAGACUGAACCUGAAAAUGUUUCAGAGAUCAAGGUUCCAGAAAGAACUAGGAAACUAGACCAAGUGGAUGAUCAGACAGUUAGAAGAAAGACUAAAAAUGAGACACACUUAGAUAUUAUGACUUCUGAAACCAAGAGGAAAGUAGAGCAGGAGCUUCCUGAAAAUCAAACUUUGAAAUCUCCAAACUCCCCACAUAUCCAAAUCACCAUUAUGACAGAAUCUUGCAGCUCUUCUGGCCCUACGUUAGGUUUCAGAUAUGAAAAACAAGCCAACUCACCAAAUAUGGGCGAUCACAAAAAACUAAUGGAGGAAAGCAGAAAUCGAGUCCUGGUUAGACCCAUUAGCCCGAACUGGCCUAAGCCUGAUAAUAUCAACAGCUAUGCCACACUGCCUCCAGGCAAAAGAUCCAGAGUUGAAUCAUCUCCAACACUUUCUCCAUUUGAAUGUUCUUUAGAAGACAAACAGAAUGAUAACGUGUUUUUCAGCAGUGUCCUUACAAAGAGAAAUAACUCUGCUCUAGGUGAGCCUGAGAAUGUUGCUCAACCAGACAGCGUUAUAAAUGUUGCAGGGCAGAACUUGACAGGGGUAGUGUUGUCUUCUCCCUGUGCUGAUCUCAAGUAUGGACUGCAGCAUGGACGAUCUGUCUCAGUUAGCAGUGUAGUUUCAGGGCGUCCGUCAGGCCCUGGAAGAAUCUCGACAGGAUCGAGACAAAGCAGUGUCAGCGACUUGAGCAGCUUGGAUGGUUUUGUGACCAAGAGCCGACAUUCAAGUGUCAGCAGCCCAGUCGGGUCACCUGAGAAUAAUGGCACCACUUCCAGUGGUUGUAUUUCUUAUAAGGGACCUACAGGAGGACGGUUACCAUCAGAGGGCCGUCUCAGGAGCUCAGAUAUCCUGGAGGACAUCUCAUUCCAAUGGGAUAUGGAAGCAGGUCCAACGCCACCCCCUUCUCCGGUAUAUACUCGACGUAUAUCCCAAGUCUCCAGCCCCUCUUCAGCUAGCAACAGGACCUCGCCAGAUAGCUUGUCUCCGCGUGGACUUUUGCCUUCCAGGAACUACAAGUCCAUGUUGUCGGUUUUUGAGGAGUCUGGUUCAGAGACCACUACUGAUGAUGAAUACUAUCUCAAUAGUGAUGACGACAAUGAGAAAGAAACAGAACUUUAGGGGAUAGUGUUGCAUGACAUGAAUGAAGUUGUGCAUGUUAUGGUAUUUGUGUGGUUAAGGUUUGUAUUUGUGCACUUUGAUCACUUCCUCAGGAACAAAAUAUCUCCAUCAUGAUUGAAUGUAAUGCGAUGAAAAUCAAUGCGAAAUCAGUGAGCUGAAGCACUUCCAUAUGCUCCUGUUAAAGCUUGCCCUGGCAUGGCUAAUUACUUCGACCCAAGUGUUAUGUUUGAACCCAUUUUCAGUUUGAGAUUGUUAUUGAUAAUCAAUCAUGACAAUUCAUGCACUGUUGGAUCAUGGAUUAUAUUCAGGCUCUGUGUUUAUGUAUCAGUUAUGAAUCAAAUUUUAAUUGAUUGUUGUUCACAGUUUGCCCUUCUUAUUGUGUCAUUCCUUCAAGCAGACAGCACUGGCAGUGCAGAUGAUAAAUCAUUUUAGUGGCAGCAGAAAAGCUGAAAGCAAAAUCAAUUUUUUUUGAACCACAUAACAAAUAUUAUAUAGUGCUUUCUCAACUAGGAUAAAUUAAAUAUAACUAAAAAAAAUCAUAUCAUGAUACUUGACAUUUUUUAAAACAGUAUUUUGUUUUAUUUGAGAUUUUGAUAGCAAAGCAAGACAUGAAGUACUCGAAGGUGUUUUAUAAGAUUGGUUUUAAUUUCAACACGUACAAUUUUCUAAAAGAAAUUAUUUAAUGACAAAAAAUGAGAUGACAAAUAUCGAUUUUAAUAUUUAAUCAGCUACUUCUUGCUGCUUUAUCGUCCUCCUAAUUUUGAAGUCAGGGCUCACAAUAAGCACAAUACUUACAGAAAAAUAUAUUUUAGAUAUUUUAUAAUUUAUUGCAAUAUCAACAUAUUCACUUCUCCUGAAUUUUAUUUUUUUUAUGUUGGAAAUAAUACUGUAGUUUGAAAGAAAUUUGGGAAUAAAUCUUAGAAAAUUUUUUUAAAAUAACAUAGUAUGUGUUUAUUUAAUGUAAACAGAUCAGAAUAAUCCCAUAUGAAAUUCUAUGUGUGUCACGACAGUACAUAGAUGAUCUACAAUUCGAUACUUUCGGAUUAAACAAUGUAGUGUUUGUUAAUGUUUUUUAAAGCAAUGUUGCAAGAGGAAAAUGUGAGCACUUCAACAAAAUUCAUUUUCCCUGAGGUUGUGAUGUUGUUGUUGUUGUUGUUCUUGUUUUUAAUUAUGAUCUUGAUGUGAUCCAAGAAAAACAAUUCAUUUAAUUAACAUUGAUGAAUGUAGUGAAAUGAUUUGUUCAGUGUGUCCCAGUAAUCCAUAAGUAAAGAAUAAAACAGCUGGGGUGUGCCGUUAUAUAAAACAAAUAACUACAAGCAGCAAGAGCGCAGAAACAGUUACCACCUGGAAGUGGAUUAUUUUUCUUUAACAGCAUGCCCUGAAGUGGUUUAAUCCUCUUACACCAUGGCAAUUUGGCAACAAUUUUUAAUAUGGACAACAUACCGUGCUUUUUAACCAAUUAUGGUUACACUAAAUGUCCAUAUUACAAUGAGUGCAUUAAUAUUAAUAUAAAAUGAAAUAAUUGUCCGAGUUAUGGAAAAACAAUCAACACUGAUAAAACACCUGACCAAUCAGGUUUGAGAAUUCAACAGUGCUGUGUGUGGUAUAAGGCUGUUCUUAGGCACUAACCAAAAACAAUAUGAUAAAAUCUAUUGUUGAGUAAACAAUUUAUUUAAGUAUUAAUAAUAUUUGUAACAAACAAUUCUUCCACAAAUUAACAGUAAGGUUUAGUUGCUAAGCAACAUAACAGGCAAAGAUUACAGUAUUCCAUGGACAGAACAAUGGUUUAAGAGAAUAUACACCCGGGCUCAGCCAAUCACAUUUUAGAACCAAAACUAUGCCCUUAUAAUAAUAUAGUUAAUAAAGAAAUUUAAGAGUUUUUAUGAAGCUAAGCAGGGCGGCACGGUGUUGUAGUGGUUAGCACUGUUGCCUCACAGCAAGAAGGUCCUGGGUUC
Neoarius graeffei (lesser salmon catfish) is the source of this 6776-nucleotide messenger RNA. RefSeq lists its product as uncharacterized. The transcript has 5 exons. Lineage: Eukaryota; Metazoa; Chordata; Actinopteri; Siluriformes; Ariidae. The coding region runs from base 34 to 4821 and encodes 1595 amino acids. The record is from RefSeq and is a predicted model, not a curated record.